UUUUGAAUGUGUUAUUUAUUUUAUUUUUUAAUUGCUAGGUGCUGUUUGAAGAUCCCGACUUUCCUUUCCGUGACUCGGACGAUGAUUUAAUAGAUGAAGUUGAUCAAAUCUUUAUGGAAAAUCCUAUGGUUCUGCCCCUGUAUUACCAUGUGGGUUCCGGAUUUGAGACUUCUUCAUCAUCAGCUCGGGGUCCUAUGUAUAUGGCCGGUUCCGACGAACAUUCGAUCGAUGAGGCGAUUGUGCUUACAGAAAAGUCUCGUAGUAGGAACCAUAAGUACAAGGCCGAGGAGAUCACCUUCCGAGCCAGUGUGGACAUGGAACAGCUGCCUCAGGAUACACAAGGAAUCCCGAUGGUCCGGAUUCCCGACACCGUCCGGGAACUAUUCGAGCAGCUUAUUCGCCGGACAACUGCAGAUUUGGAGCACUCUGACCUCAUCCGGUUCUGUAUCCAGGCAGAAGGGUUGGACAAACCCAUCAGUACUUCCAUGAGAUGGCAGUUUCGACACUCACAGUCGAAAAAAUUUUGGCUGCAGUCAUGA
Messenger RNA from Stegodyphus dumicola, 539 nucleotides. RefSeq lists its product as uncharacterized. Lineage: Eukaryota; Metazoa; Arthropoda; Arachnida; Araneae; Eresidae. The record is from RefSeq and is a predicted model, not a curated record.